Molecule: messenger RNA, 925 nt
Organism: Scomber scombrus (Atlantic mackerel)
Lineage: Eukaryota; Metazoa; Chordata; Actinopteri; Scombriformes; Scombridae
Product: dysbindin-like
Exons: 4
Coding region: 99-794 (231 amino acids)
Biological process (GO): neuron projection development; regulation of synaptic vesicle exocytosis; platelet dense granule organization
Cellular component (GO): neuron projection; plasma membrane; cytoplasm
Source: RefSeq, a predicted model, not a curated record
GUGAUCGGUGGAGUUUUUGGUGUACUAUCGUCGUGCUGUUUGUCUCCCCUCCCUUUCAUUUGGUUAUCUUGUGAGGGGGCAAAAAGCAUCCAGUUGGGAUGUCCACCUCACCUGGUGCAACAGACGGGAGCCAAAGGAACUCUUUGGAGCUGGAUGGGGAGCAUGCACAAAGAGUCCCCGGGGCAGAACAGGGAGGGGCCCCACCCCCCCAGGUCAAGCUGAAAGAACGGCAGAAGUUCUUUGAGGAGGCCUUCCAGCAAGACAUGGAGCAGUAUUUGUCCACUGGGUACUUACAGAUCGCUGAGAGGAGAGAGCCAAUAGGAAGCAUGUCAUCUAUGGAGGUGAACGUGGACAUGCUGGAGCAGAUGGAUCUGAUGGACAUGUCUGAUCAUGAGGCCCUGGAUGUGUUUCUGCACUCUGGAGGAGAGGACAACAGCGCUGCCUCUCCUGUCACAGGUCCAGACAUUGAGUCCUUCACCACAGAAAUCAGUCUCCAGGUUCCCACCCAGGCUGAGCUACGCCACAAGCUUUCUUCCCUUUCGUCCACCUGCACCGACUCAGCCAGCCAGGACACGGAGGCGGGAGAGGAGGAUGAGGAUGAGGAAGAGGAGCAGACUGAGCAAGGAGGAGGAGGAGGAGGCGUCGGAGGAUCGGUGCGUGGAAGGAGGAGAAGGCCCCCGGUGGUGGUGACACUGGAUGAAGAGGAGGUGCACCCCGAUACAGUGCUGGUGGACAGCCUGGACCAAGAGAACCAAACCAGUAAAGACUGUGAGAAGAGCAGGUCGGAGGUUUGAGGAGAGAUGGACUGGAUUUAAACACAAACACAUAAACACAUGGCUGCCAAAUCAAAGUCGGAUAUAUUCUCAAAUUCUUUUCAUUGUGAAAAAAAAAAAUAUGAAAGAAAAUACAUUUAGAUUGCACUAAC